Messenger RNA from Topomyia yanbarensis, 472 nucleotides. RefSeq names its product DNA-directed RNA polymerase III subunit RPC10 (gene Polr3K). The record is from RefSeq and is a predicted model, not a curated record. The coding region runs from base 146 to 472 and encodes 108 amino acids. Gene Ontology annotation, cellular component: RNA polymerase III complex. The transcript is spliced from 3 exons. Gene Ontology annotation, molecular function: zinc ion binding; DNA-directed RNA polymerase activity; nucleic acid binding. NCBI's taxonomy places the organism in Eukaryota, Metazoa, Arthropoda, Insecta, Diptera, Culicidae. Gene Ontology annotation, biological process: termination of RNA polymerase III transcription; DNA-templated transcription.
GAAACUACCAAAAAACUCAUCACGAGAAACCAAAACAUGACGAUGGCGAGAUGGAUCAACUAUGGUCUUAGCCUGUCAGAAAGACAAAUCCAAUGAAAAAAAAAAAAAAAAAAAAUAAUCACACGUGGGAAACGAAAAUAGAGCAAUGUUGAUGUUUUGUCCUACAUGUGGAAAUUUGUUACUUGUGGAAGAAGGUACUGAUUCUCUGCGCUUUUCCUGUAACACCUGUCCUUAUAUUUGCAAAAUUAGGCGCAAAAUUUCCACACGCAUCUACCCGAAGUUGAAGGAAGUGGAUCAUGUUAUGGGCGGAUCUGCUGCCUGGGAAAACGUAGAUUCCACCGACGCUGACUGCCCGGCGUGUGCUCACAACACUGCAUACUUUAUGCAGAUGCAAACUCGUUCAGCUGACGAGCCAAUGACAACAUUCUACAAGUGCUGCAAUCCGAUUUGUGGACAUAACUGGCGAGAUUAG